Messenger RNA from Manihot esculenta (cassava), 1844 nucleotides. Its product is annotated as probable serine/threonine-protein kinase PBL19. Bases 338 to 1636 code for a protein of 432 amino acids. The record is from RefSeq and is a predicted model, not a curated record. Gene Ontology annotation, molecular function: ATP binding; protein kinase activity. Lineage: Eukaryota; Viridiplantae; Streptophyta; Magnoliopsida; Malpighiales; Euphorbiaceae. The transcript is spliced from 4 exons. Gene Ontology annotation, biological process: protein phosphorylation.
AACUUGUUAUGCGGACCAGUCUAGUUCAUUCUCCUGUUUCCCAUCUGGGGUUGCUUCGUCUCAUCCUUUAUUUGUCAAAUAUUCAUCUGGGUUUCCUGUUGCUUCUUGCUAAAAUUUAGAAAAGAAAGAGAGAAAAUUUUCCUCAAUCAAAUUGCUAAUUUGUCUUGCCCUAUUUCUGUAUCUAUUCAGCCUUCUUCUUUGACGAUAACAAUAUUCAACGCUUGCCUAACUUAAUUUCACUUUGUUUCCUUUUUUGUUUUUAAUUUAGUUCCCCUCUUUUGAUCUCUAUACUAUUUGGCAUUCUGGAGAAGCUUGCAGCCAUCACAAUUAUUGAAAAAUGAAGUGUUUUAACUACUUCAAGGACAAAUCCAGAAGCAGGCAACAAAGAUCAGCACCAGAGUUGAAAGAGCGAUCAAAAUCGGAUUAUUCAGGGUCAGGGACACGCACAAUAGCAAAAUCGGAUUAUUCAUGCUCGGAAACUUCACCGCGUGGUAUACCACAAUUAUAUGAGGAGAAGGCUCAUAACCUGCGAGUUUUCUCCUUUUCAGAGCUCAGGCAUGCAACCCAUGAUUUCGAGAGACUACUAAAGAUUGGGGAAGGUGGAUUUGGGAGUGUCUAUAAAGGCUCAAUCAAGCCUGCUGAUGGGAAUGGUGACCCAAUUGUGGUCGCAAUUAAGAAGCUUAACAAAGAUGGUUUGCAGGGUCAUAAACAAUGGGUUGCAGAAGUUCAAUUUCUGGGUGUGGUAGAGCAUCCAAAUCUUGUCAAACUCAUAGGAUAUUGUGCUGCCGACGGAGAAAGAGGAAUGCAGAGACUACUUGUAUAUGAGUUUAUGCCAAACAAAAGCUUAGAAGAUCAUCUUUUUAACAGGGCAUACCCUGUUCUUCCUUGGAAAAGAAGAUUACAAAUAAUACUUGGAGCAGCUCAAGGAUUGGCUUACUUACACGAGGGCUUGGAAAUUCAGGUCAUCUAUCGAGAUUUUAAAUCUUCCAAUGUUUUAUUGGAUGAGAAUUUUAAUCCAAAGCUGUCAGACUUUGGGCUUGCUAGGGAGGGACCAGUGGCUGGACGAACGCACGUCUCAACAGCAGUGAUGGGGACAUAUGGAUAUGCCGCUCCUGAUUACAUAGAGACGGGGCAUCUCACGGCUAAAAGUGAUGUAUGGAGCUUUGGGGUUGUACUAUACGAGAUCAUUACUGGCAGGCGUUCAAUGGAAAGAAAACGCCCGAGAGCAGAACAGAGGUUGCUGGAGUGGGUAAAGCAGUUCCCCGCUGAUAGUAAAAAAUUUGCGUUGAUAAUUGACACACGACUUGAAAACCAGUAUUCUAUAGCUGCAGCUCGAAAAAUUGCCAGGUUAGCAGACAGCUGUUUGCUGAAGAGUGCUAAGGAUCGACCAAAGAUGAGUCAAGUGGUAGAGUCUUUGAAGCAAAUAAUCCAGAAUUCAGAUGAAGAAGCAAGCAUUUCAAAGGAAAGUUUUGAAUCCUCAGAAACUGAGUCGAUUGACUCGAGUAAGAAGCAAGAUCAACUGGUGGCCGCCGAGUCUUGGAAAAGGAGGAUGGCCCAUUUGGCAAAACUUGGUGAUCAUGUAGAGGGAGCAAGUAGAAGAAGAUAUAUGAUCAUGCAGAGAGCCAAAGUACCCUAGAAGAUUUUCCAUUUGUAGAUUGAGUCGCACUUUACUGAGAUCAUCUAAUGGAUUCGUUAUUUGUUUUCGAGCUGAUCGGAUGGAUUGAUCAACCACCCAAUUUGGUGUAUGGUGAUGCCAUUUGUACUGAAUAUGAUGCCAAUUUCAUUUUGUAUAGAGGCCUUUUCUGUGGACGGGAAAUUAUGUAAUAGCAUUUGUAACACCAUAU